This is a messenger RNA of Euleptes europaea (tarantolino), 1566 nucleotides long. RefSeq names its product katanin catalytic subunit A1 like 1 (gene KATNAL1). Bases 11 to 1480 code for a protein of 489 amino acids. Gene Ontology annotation, molecular function: ATP binding; microtubule severing ATPase activity; microtubule binding. NCBI's taxonomy places the organism in Eukaryota, Metazoa, Chordata, Lepidosauria, Squamata, Sphaerodactylidae. The record is from RefSeq and is a predicted model, not a curated record. Gene Ontology annotation, cellular component: microtubule cytoskeleton; microtubule. The transcript has 10 exons. Gene Ontology annotation, biological process: microtubule severing.
CUCAAAGAAGAUGAAUUUGGCUGAGAUUUGUGAUAACGCUAAAAAAGGAAGGGAAUACGCACUUCUUGGAAACUACGACUCUUCUAUGGUUUAUUAUCAGGGUGUCAUCCAGCAAAUUCAGAGACAUUGUCAGUCAAUCAGAGACCCUGCACUGAAGGGCAAGUGGCAACAGGUUCGGCAAGAAUUAUUGGAAGAAUACGAGCAAGUAAAAAUCAUUGUCAAUACUUUAGAGAGUUUUAAAAUAGACAGACCUACAGAUAUUCCAGUAUCUUAUCAGGAUGAAUCAUUUAGGGAUCCAUCUGUUUGGCCACCACCUGUUCCAGCAGAGCACAGAGCCCCACCCCAGAUAAAACGACCCAACCGAGAAGUGAAACCCUUGAGAAGAGAAUCACCAGGGUUGCAGCGAGGCCCUGUGGGCAGAGCUCAACCAAUCUCAAAAAAUGAGAAACCUGCCAGCAGCCGAGAGAGGGAAGCUAAAGCUAAAGGAAAAGAUGAGAAGGGAAAGAAGAUUUCUCAGGAUGGCGCUGGUGAUAGCGAUAUUCAGAAAUUUGAUGGUGCGGGAUAUGACAAAGAUCUGGUUGAAGCUCUUGAAAGAGACAUUGUGUCGAGGAAUCUAAGUACUCAUUGGGAUGACAUCGCAGAUUUGGAAGAAGCCAAGAAAUUAUUAAGGGAAGCAGUUGUUCUUCCCAUGUGGAUGCCAGAUUUUUUCAAAGGGAUCAGGCGACCUUGGAAGGGAGUGUUGAUGGUUGGUCCUCCAGGGACUGGCAAAACCAUGCUAGCCAAGGCUGUUGCCACAGAAUGCGGGACAACCUUCUUCAACGUGUCUUCCUCUACUCUGACGUCUAAGUACCGAGGUGAAUCUGAAAAGUUAGUCCGCUUGUUAUUUGAAAUGGCCAGAUUUUAUGCCCCUACCACCAUUUUCAUGGAUGAAAUAGACUCUAUCUUCAGCCGCAGAGGCACCUCUGAGGAACACGAAGCAAGCCGCAGGGUCAAGUCUGAGCUGCUUGUUCAGAUGGAUGGAGUAAGCGGAGCUCUUGAGAAUGACGACCCAUCCAGAAUGGUGAUGGUGUUGGCUGCCACCAAUUUUCCCUGGGACAUUGAUGAAGCUUUAAGAAGGAGGCUGGAGAAAAGGAUUUAUAUACCAUUGCCGACAGCGAAAGGCAGAGCAGAGUUGCUUAAGAUUAAUCUCCGGGAAGUAGAUCUGGAUCCUGACAUUAACCUGGAAGAAAUUGCUGAGAAGAUUGAAGGCUAUUCUGGUGCUGACAUUACUAAUGUCUGCAGGGAUGCCUCUUUGAUGGCAAUGAGGCGGCGUAUUAACGGUUUAAGCCCUGAAGAGAUUCGCGCACUAUCUAAAGAAGAGCUUCAGAUGCCCGUUACCAAGGGAGACUUUGACCUAGCUCUGAAGAAAAUCUCUAAGUCUGUUUCAGUGGCCGACUUGGAGAAAUAUGACAAGUGGAUGUCGGAAUUUGGAUCUGCUUAACCUCGGGGAUGUCUCUUCCCAGUGGAUUGUAGCUUUCCCAUUUUAAAAUGUUAAAGAGGCAUAGAAAUCUUGAGUUUUACCUAUGG